Messenger RNA from Arachis duranensis, 1712 nucleotides. Its product is annotated as pentatricopeptide repeat-containing protein At2g15690, mitochondrial. The transcript has a single exon. NCBI's taxonomy places the organism in Eukaryota, Viridiplantae, Streptophyta, Magnoliopsida, Fabales, Fabaceae. Bases 22 to 1596 code for a protein of 524 amino acids. The record is from RefSeq and is a predicted model, not a curated record. Gene Ontology annotation, biological process: RNA modification. Gene Ontology annotation, molecular function: zinc ion binding; RNA binding; protein binding.
UAACUUUAAAAAAAGUUUGGGAUGUUAACUCUAAAAGUAGCCUAUCCGUUUGAUUUCGAUAUCCGAUAUUAUUCUUCUGCAAUUGUUCCAUACAGCCUCCAAAAUCAGAACUCCAUGGAGCUCAAACUCCACUCAUCAAUGGCGUCACUGGCACCCGUUCCCCGCAAAUUAAACACCGUCAUCUCAUCCCAUUCCAAACUCCCACACUUCUCUCCUCCGAAGCCCUCCAAUUGCUCUCUCCCUUCCACUCCUCUAUGCUCCUACGCCGUUCCCGAUUCCAAGAACCCCACCACCAACAGCAACAAGGUCCAACCCCGCCGUAAAAACGCCACCCCUACUGGUCGUUUCGCUCAAAAGACCCAAACUUCACGGAAGGAGAAUCUUCCCAGAGAACCAAAACCCAAACUUGAUAAUACUCAUAAUAGGGUCGACCAGAACCGCCAAAACGCGCUGUUUGAUGCAACCACCCUGAACGUUAAUUUGAUUGAGUUGUGCGAAGAGGGUAAGCUUGCUGAAGCUAUGGAACUCAUGGGUCAAGGUUCUGUUGCUGAUUAUGGUGUUUUUCUCGCCAUGUUGAAUUUGUGCGAGGGUAUGAGGUCGCUUGAGUAUGGGAAAAGGGUUCAUGAGUUCUUGAGAAGAUCGAGGUUUCGAGGGGAGGUGGAAUUGAACAACAGGUUGAUUGGAAUGUAUGGGAAAUGUGGUAACAUGAAUAUUGCACGCAAGGUGUUUGAUCGAAUGCCAGAGAGAAACAUGAGUUCUUGGCACUUGAUGAUCAUUGGAUACACUGAAAAUGGAGCUGGUGAUGAUGCUUUGUUGGUUUUUCAGGAGAUGAAGGAGGCAGGGAUACGGCCUGAGAGUGAAACUUUUGCAUUGGUUUUGGCUGCGUGUGCAAGGGAAGAAGCUGUAGAGGAAGGAUUAUUGCACUUUGAAUCAAUGAAGGAGUAUGGAAUUGUUCCCACCAUGGAUCAUUACAAGGAGGUUAUUAACAUUCUGGGGAAUGCCGGUCAGUUGAAUGAAGCUGAGGAAUUCAUUGAGAGUAAGCCAUUUCAGCCUGAAGAUGACAUUUGGGAGGCUCUUCGAAAUUUUGCUAGGAUUCAUGGAGAUAUGGAUCUUGAGGAUCGUGCGGAGGAGUUGUUGGCAUGUCUCAAUCCUUCAAAGGCCAUUGCUGAUAAGCUUCCAACACCUCCAAGGAAGAAACAGUCUGCAAUUAACAUGCUAGAGGAGAAGAAUAGAGUGGCCGAGUAUCGGUGUGCCGUUCCGUAUAAAGAGGCUGAUGAGAAAUUGAAGGGAUUGAGUGGCCAGAUGAGGGAAGCAGGUUAUGUGCCUGAUACAAGAUAUGUUCUCCAUGACAUUGAUGAGGAAGAAAAAGAGAAGGCCUUGCAAUAUCAUAGCGAGCGAUUGGCCAUUGCUUAUGGUCUAAUCAGCACUCCCCCGAGAACUACACUUCGGAUAAUAAAGAAUCUGCGUAUUUGUGGUGACUGCCACAAUGCAAUCAAAAUCAUGUCCAAGAUCGUCGGACGGGAGCUUAUUGUCAGGGAUAACAAACGAUUCCAUCAUUUUAGAGAUGGAAAAUGCUCAUGCGGAGAUUAUUGGUAGAGUUACUACUCAAGUGUAGAUACUCUGGUGCUGUCUUAUUAGAUUGUUUCUACCAAAAUGUGUAGGGUUUCAAAUCCAUUAUCAAACAGAUAAAAUAUUCAAAUCUUUUUGUUUCA